GAAAUGAUAGCGAAGAGAAUGGGGGUACUAUGUCGCAAAUUCUGGCACGGCUAUAUCGCAAAGCAUCUCUUGCUGAGAAACAGGUUGUGAAAGCCAACCAAGAUGAAAUUAUGAGUUGGUAUUGCUUUGCCGAAAGUUUCAAAAAAAAAGUAAAAGAAAUUAUGGAUAACGAUAUGAGAUUAAAUGGUCAACAAGCUAAAACACGAGUUUAUAAAGAAGUUGUUAAUGGGAUAGGUUUUGCAAAAAUAAAAUGGAUUAAGACGUAUA
This is a messenger RNA of Diversispora eburnea, 267 nucleotides long. NCBI's taxonomy places the organism in Eukaryota, Fungi, Glomeromycota, Glomeromycetes, Diversisporales, Diversisporaceae. The record is from the annotation of a GenBank genome assembly.